Molecule: messenger RNA, 1741 nt
Organism: Polyodon spathula (Mississippi paddlefish)
Lineage: Eukaryota; Metazoa; Chordata; Actinopteri; Acipenseriformes; Polyodontidae
Product: pituitary homeobox 2
Exons: 3
Coding region: 371-1300 (309 amino acids)
Biological process (GO): anatomical structure morphogenesis; regulation of transcription by RNA polymerase II
Cellular component (GO): nucleus
Molecular function (GO): RNA polymerase II cis-regulatory region sequence-specific DNA binding; DNA-binding transcription factor activity, RNA polymerase II-specific
Source: RefSeq, a predicted model, not a curated record
UAAACUGAAGGCAAACAGGGAGCAGCUGAACUGAACAGCGCAUUAGUGGGUGCUUGUGGAUAUAAUAUCAUCUACCUGUCCCUGUCACUCUGACACUAUAGUAUUGCACAAAUACAGUGUCAGCCAGGAUAUUUAUUUUAUUUUGUUUGCUUCAGCUUCUUUUAAAUUAAUCGUUAUUUUCUUCAGAUACCGAUAAUGCCAGCAGGGCUUUAAAUUAAGACAUCUUGAGUCAGUUAAGCAGAGCUGUGAACGCUACUGGAAGAGCUCCACCGCGAAACUCUUGAUACCACAGUUUUUCCCUUUGGACGGUGUGCGUUGGCAUUAAGGAAGGUAAUCUGAUUAUACCACCGGGUCUUUUGUUUGUUCAUCGAUGAACUCUACGAAAGAUCCACUGAAUUUGGAACAACUAUCCGGGAAUAAACUCACAUCUCCUCAUCAUACCACACUGGCAAUGGCUUCUUUGCAGCGAUCUAGUGAGCCCAAACACCGACUGGAGGUGCACACCGUCUCAGACACCUCCAGUCCAGAGUCUGUAGAAAAAGAAAAAAGUCAGAGUAAAAACGAUGACUCUGCUGCAGACGAUCCUUCAAAAAAGAAGAGGCAACGACGCCAAAGGACUCAUUUUACCAGCCAACAGCUACAGGAACUGGAAUCCACAUUUCAGAGGAAUCGGUAUCCUGAUAUGUCAACCAGGGAGGAAAUUGCAGUGUGGACCAAUUUAACUGAAGCUAGAGUCCGGGUAUGGUUCAAGAACCGUCGUGCCAAGUGGAGGAAGAGAGAAAGAAACCAACAGUCAGAGCUAUGCAAGAACGGCUUCGGUCCCCAAUUCAAUGGCCUUAUGCAGCCCUACGAAGACAUGUACCCCAGCUACACCUACAAUAAUUGGGCCGCGAAGGGUCUGACAUCGGCCUCUCUCUCCACAAAGAGCUUCCCUUUUUUCAACUCAAUGAAUGUCAACCCACUGUCGUCGCAGACAAUGUUCUCGCCACCGAACUCCAUCUCGUCCAUGAGUAUGUCCUCAAGCAUGGUACCCUCUGCAGUCACAGGCGUGCCGGGCUCCAGUCUCAACAGCCUCAAUAACUUGAAUAACCUCAACCCUUCUCUCAAUUCUGGCGUGGCAACAUCAGCCUGUCCUUAUGCCCCGCCAACCCCUCCUUAUGUAUAUAGGGACACUUGCAACUCCAGUUUGGCCAGCCUAAGACUGAAAGCCAAACAGCACUCCAGUUUUGGAUAUGCCAGUGUUCAGAACCCAGCCUCUAACCUGAGUGCUUGCCAGUAUGCAGUGGAUAGGCCAGUGUGAAAACCGAAAAUUCCAUAACUGAAUGAGGAGAAAAAGAGACUCCAGUUGACUUUAAAAAAGGGCACUACAGACUAAAUCACUGAAUAUGAGCAAAACCUGAGAUGGAGAAUCUAACUUAAAAGCAACAGAUUAAUUACAGGCAUCCUUCCUACAAGUAUUUUUUUUUUUCUCAAAAGAACAAGUGCAGAAUUCAUCUGGAUGUGCCAUUUUAUUCCUAGAUAGGCUUGGUACUUUUAAGUUCAGCAUUGUGGACACUGAAUGACUGAAAGGAUGUAUAUAUCAGAAUGUCUAAAUAAUUUUUCAAAAGCAAAUGCUAGUACUAUCUCAACAGUGUUUUCAAGGUUUAGUUUUUUUAAGCAUGUUGAAGCGUAAAGGAAAUGUGUUUUGCUUGCAAACAAGGGAAUGUAUAUACUUAAUGCACCAGUUGUAUGUUUCUAACAU